This is a messenger RNA of Hibiscus syriacus, 678 nucleotides long. RefSeq lists its product as uncharacterized. NCBI's taxonomy places the organism in Eukaryota, Viridiplantae, Streptophyta, Magnoliopsida, Malvales, Malvaceae. The annotation marks the transcript as partial. The record is from RefSeq and is a predicted model, not a curated record. The transcript is spliced from 4 exons.
UUAAAGACCCUCAAAAGGUCUCAUAAAUCCAGUGCUGUAAUUCGCAGAAGACUCACUUCUACCAAUUACAAUCAUGGUCUCACCAGGAAUUCCGAAGCAGCUAUACUUCGUUCGGAUAACCGGAAAGUGUCAUCGCCGGAGAAGGAAGAUAGGUUCUACACUACAAGGGGGUCAUCAGCAGUGGAUGAGAAUGGGAAGAUUGCAGUGGAUAGCAGCAAUAAUGGAGAGGAUAAGAAAGUAGUAUUGUGGCCCAAGCUGUUUAUCACUUUGUCAAGCAAAGAAAAAGAGGAGGAUUUCAUGGCAAUGAAAGGUUGUAAACCCCCUCAAAGGCCUAAAAAGAGAGCCAAAAUCAUCCAAAGGACCUUACUUCUGGUGAGCCCUGGGGCAUGGUUGACUGAUAUGUGCCAAGAAAGAUACGAAGUUAGGGAAAAGAAGAGUUCUAAGAAGAGACCAAGGGGAUUGAAGGCCAUGGGGAGUGUGGAAAGUGAUUUGGAUUGAAGAUUAUCAUAAGCCAUGGCAGCUACAGCAGGAGCAUUUUUUCUCUGAACUUGCAACUAAUGUUAAUGGUGUUGAUUGUUAAGAGUUUUGAGGUAGAGAAGGUUAAACUGUCUUCUGCUGUGGUUUGGUGUAUACAAGUUGAAUUUUUCAUUUUUAUUAAUGAAAAUAAUUGUUCUUAUU